Molecule: messenger RNA, 441 nt
Organism: Endocarpon pusillum Z07020
Lineage: Eukaryota; Fungi; Ascomycota; Eurotiomycetes; Verrucariales; Verrucariaceae
Exons: 2
Coding region: 1-441 (146 amino acids)
Biological process (GO): endoplasmic reticulum to Golgi vesicle-mediated transport
Cellular component (GO): cytoplasm; TRAPP complex; nucleus
Source: RefSeq, a predicted model, not a curated record
AUGUUGGAAAUGUCUUUUCUCCUGAAUGCCUGUCUUGACAUCUUUGAGAUUCGCCAGAACAACAAGACCAUCGAACAAGAUCUCGGCCUGCUCCAAGCCAUUGACGAGCGUUUAGCAACCUAUGGUUGGCUUACCAACACUGGCAUCAAAUUCAUCGUCGUGGUGGAUAUGGCUGGGAGACCAUCGGCACCGGACGACGAUGACAGGAAAAGAGCGGCACCUGUGCUCGGCCUGCGGGAUUCAGAUUUGAAGCCUGCAUUCCGCGCCCUGCAGACUGCAUACGUUCGGCUCCUCCAGAACCCCUUCUAUUCGCCAGAUGACCAGACGCCAAUGGCUCUUGCCAAUACUGAGGGUCGCUCGGCCGAGAUUACCAGCUCCAAAUUUCUCAAGGAAGUUCAAAGAAUUGGUAGAACGUGGUCACCCGGCGUCGCUGCUCUGUAG